AUGCCAGAGGCGAACAAGGAUACGACUACCCAUCAAAUGCAACAAGUGGUCGUUACCCGCUACCGCCUGAUCGUCCAGAACCCGUGUGACCACCGCGGGCAUCUGGGCGAGAGUCUUUGUCCCUCCGCUGUCUGCAGGCGGCUAUCGUGGACCCCUAUACCGGAUCCCGUCCCUCCGCCCCGUGAAUAUCCACCAAAGGGUGCUCUUCCCCCUCGCCAAAGGUACGAUAACUACGAAAAUUACGGCCGGUUAACAUAA
This is a messenger RNA of Opisthorchis viverrini, 258 nucleotides long. RefSeq lists its product as hypothetical. NCBI's taxonomy places the organism in Eukaryota, Metazoa, Platyhelminthes, Trematoda, Opisthorchiida, Opisthorchiidae. The transcript has 3 exons. The record is from RefSeq and is a predicted model, not a curated record. The coding region runs from base 1 to 258 and encodes 85 amino acids.